Drosophila eugracilis is the source of this 2198-nucleotide messenger RNA. It is a transcript of the gene nes, whose product is annotated as lysophospholipid acyltransferase 5. The transcript has 4 exons. NCBI's taxonomy places the organism in Eukaryota, Metazoa, Arthropoda, Insecta, Diptera, Drosophilidae. The record is from RefSeq and is a predicted model, not a curated record. The coding region runs from base 117 to 1610 and encodes 497 amino acids. Gene Ontology annotation, cellular component: membrane. Gene Ontology annotation, biological process: lipid modification; phosphatidylcholine biosynthetic process. Gene Ontology annotation, molecular function: lysophospholipid acyltransferase activity; 1-acylglycerophosphocholine O-acyltransferase activity.
AUUUUGGCCAACUUUUUAGCUUGCCGCUUUAGCUUGUUGUUCCCAUUCGCUUUUAUGACCUGACCGUGAAAUCAAUAAGCAUAAAAUAUUUAAAUCCGUGCGCUGGCAAAUUUAGCAUGACGGAAUAUACGGAGGUCUUGCCCCACAAUGGUAUAAUGGAUGGUAUCGCGUCGGGAGUGGGGGUUCCCGUGGAGGCCCUCCGACUGCUCCUUACGAUCUUGGCUGGUUAUCCCUUGGCCGCAUUUUAUCUGAAAUUCAUUGCACAGAUUUCUGAUAAAACCUUGCACCACAUUUUCUUUGCCGGAUGUGGCGCCGGGCUAUGCUACUUUAACUACGGCCACAACACAUAUCACUCCCUGGCGGCAAUACUGACCACCUAUUUCCUGGUACUCAUCCUGCGAAAGAAAGCACAAUUAUUCCUGACCCUCAAUUUUGUAUUCCACAUGAGUUAUCUUUUGCUGGGUUACUUCUUCACCUCCAGCAAUGAAUAUGAUAUUCUAUGGACAAUGCCUCAUUGCAUUUUGGUACUCCGAAUGAUUGGCUAUGGAUUUGAUAUCACCGACGGACUGAAAGAAGAAUCUGAGUUGUCUAAAGACCAGAAGGAAACUGCUUUGAAGGAACCACCUUCGCUUCUGGAACUCUUGGCCUUUGCAUAUUUUCCUAGUGGCUUUUUGGUUGGACCACAGUUUCCUUAUCGCCGCUAUCAGGCCUUUAUAAAUGGUCAAUUCCGUCAGCACGAGGGAAGUUUGGAGGCCGGCGUUCGUCGUUUUGGAGCUGGUGCAUUUUACCUAAUUGUUUGUCAAGUUGGAUUGAGAUAUCUCCCCGAUUCAUACUUUCUCACCCCGGAGUUUGCAGAAGUUCCGUUCAUCAAGAGGAUAUAUUACUUGGGCUUCUGGGCCAAGUUCAGUCUGUACAAGUACAUAUCUUGUUGGCUGCUCACAGAGGGAGCACUCAUCUGCAUAGGAUUGACCUACAAGGGAGAGGACAAGAAUGGAGAACCAGAUUGGUCCGGUUGCAGCAACGUGAAGCUAAAGCUGCUGGAGACAGGAAACACGAUGGAGCACUAUGUUCAAAGUUUUAAUGUAAACACGAAUCAGUGGGUGGGACAGUACGUCUACAAGCGUCUUAAGUUCCUUAACAAUCGCACGAUCAGCUAUGGCGCGGCUUUGGGUUUCUUGGCCAUCUGGCACGGAUAUCACAGCGGCUACUAUAUGACCUUCCUAAUGGAAUAUAUGGUCGUCAGCACUGAGAAACAGAUAACCCGGUUUUAUACAAAAGUGGUGCUGCCCAAGUGGGGCCAUAUCCUUAACAACUCAGACAUCUACAAGUUGCUGUACUUCAUCACCCUUAAGUCGUACAACAUAGUUUACAUGGGAUGGUGUCUCACCGCAUUUGUGUUUCUGAAAUACGAGCGAUGGAUUGUGGUGUACGGCGCGGUUAACUAUUACGGAUUCACUUUACUGUUCGUAUGGGCAGCCUUUUACCACACAUAUAACCACUUUUUCUGGAGCACUUCCCGAAAAGAAAUCGGCGAGAAGGAAAAUUUGGAAGUCAAAAACACGGAACAACAUAGUGAGGAAAAGAAAUCCGUAGACAAGAAGUCUGAUUAGAAAAGCGAAAUGUAGAAGAAAAUAACUGGCAGGAAGUUCUCAAAAUUUUAGUUUGCCUUGACAAUUGUUUGGAAUUGGUAUUAAUCACAGAAUCGAAUUGUUUUUACUAACCAAAUAAGGAGUUUUACCAAAUAAUAUGCCACUGUAAUUAGAGAUUUGUUAACUAGCUAUUCGAAAGCAAUUUUAUACAUAUAUAUCGUUUGCCUAGUCAAGGAGGAGUCAUCCCCAAGUAUGCAGUGUGCUUUUCGGCGAUAAGAUACUGUCUUAUCUUGCCCAAAAUCACACUGUCAGUCUUAUAAAUAUAUGUAUUAUGGAAUUGUAAAUUGUAUAAGUGUUAAAACCGUUUAGUUCAACUAGAAGAUCAAACAUAAGACUAUAACGAGACCAGGGUCAAUGAAAAUCAAACAACUUCUGUAACAGAUUUCUUGUAUUUGAAAGGAGAGCAGUAUCUGAGGAGACUUAACUAAGCCAUAAAGACAGUUUUAUACCAAUGCAAAGAUGAAUGCAAAGAUAUAUUUUGAUAUGCUCACGAUAAGUGCAAAUUUCAGUAAUGGAAAAGCGAAAUAAAUGCAAUGAAAUUAUUUUUAA